Molecule: messenger RNA, 3753 nt
Organism: Hydractinia symbiolongicarpus
Lineage: Eukaryota; Metazoa; Cnidaria; Hydrozoa; Anthoathecata; Hydractiniidae
Exons: 19
Coding region: 26-3571 (1181 amino acids)
Biological process (GO): proteolysis
Cellular component (GO): membrane
Molecular function (GO): metalloendopeptidase activity; zinc ion binding
Source: RefSeq, a predicted model, not a curated record
AAUUGAACAUUAAUGACCAUUCUUUAUGAUUACAGCUAUGAAAAAUAUAUUAAGUUUAUUAACAUGUUUGGCGCUUUAUUGCGUCACAGAAGCAUCAGAUGUGCUUUUAGCAGACCUAAAAAUGGAAACGGACCAGAAAAAGAGAGAAAAUGAGGCUGUAGCGUUUGACCAAAUAGCUGACGUUAAUUCUGAAACUGCAAACUUGAUGCCGCCAAACUUUGACCGAAACAGUGAUGGAUUAUUCGAGUACGACAUCCUUCUUCAUGGGGAAAGUCAUACUAAAGUGUUUGGUCAUGAUCCAAACCGCCAGUACGGUGCAUCAGCUAAUCUCAAUCGAUUAUGGCCAGAAGGAAAAGUUUACUACAUCUACGAUAGUAGUUUAAGUACAAGAGCUAUUACAGCUAUUGGAGAUGCGAUGAAACUUUACCAUGAAAAAACUUGCAUUAAAUUCAUCAAAAGGACAACAGAGGACCACUACAUUGAAUUUCAUAAAGGAAGUGGAUGUUGGUCUAUGAUUGGACGAGUCGGUGGCAAGCAACAAAUUUCUAUCGGUUAUGGUUGUGAGCAUGUUGGCGUCGUGGCGCAUGAAAUGAUGCAUGCUAUUGGAUUCUGGCAUGAACAAUCGAGACCAGAUCGAGAUAAUUACGUCACAAUUUUAUUUAACAACGUAAAGGAUGGAAUGGACGAUCAGUUCAAAAAAUACAGUACCGAAAUUGAUUCUAAAGGGUCUCCGUAUGAUUAUGGAUCAGUGAUGCAUUAUGGAGAAACAGCGUUCUCGAAAGAUCGAAACACAUUGAAAACGAUCAUAGUAAAAAACUCAGCUUAUCAGGGAACAAUUGGUCAGAGGUCCGGAUUAAGCCCUACCGACAUUAAUCAAGUUAAAAACUUGUACAAAUGCUCUGGAACGACACAAGUUGCGAUAAAUGGCAACUGGGGUGGAUGGUCUAGCUGGUCAGUUUGUGAUAAAUCAUGUGGAGGAGGGACAUCAAUAAGAUCAAGAUCAUGUAACUCUCCCCCUCCUUCUAAUGGUGGAAAUACAUGUGUUGGAAAUGCAGUCGAAAACGCAAAUUGUAAUACCAACUCGUGCCCAGGGCCAGUGAAAUGCAGCUUUGAUCACUCUCUCUGUCAGUGGGAAAACCUGUCAGGUGAUAACUUUGACUGGACACAGCAAACUGGUGCAACAAGUUCCACAGACACUGGACCGAGUAGCGAUCACACUUCUGGAUCAGGUUCUUACAUGUACAUUGAAACCAGCUCCCCAGUUGCUAAGGACUACACCGCUCUUCUUCGCAGUGGUGUAAUUCCAUUCUCCUCCUCACCCAGAUGUUUAAGCUUCUAUUAUCACAUGUACGGGACAGGGGUUGGCGCAUUAAACGUUUAUGUGGCUACUGCAACCCAGGCUACUUUGGUUUGGAGUUUAAAAGGCGACCAAGAAAAUAGCUGGAAAGCUGCUACUGUGUCAAUAGCCGCUGGUCUCGGAAACAUUAGGAUCAUUUUCGAAGGCGUUCGAGGCGAUAGUUAUCGCGGCGAUGUAGCAAUCGACGAUGUGGAACUGAAGUUGUCAAGUUGUUCGACAAAACCCUCGACAGCUUUUAUUACAAAACCCGUUACAACGACGACGACUACCACGACAACGACGACGACAACAACCAAAACUACGACAUCUGAUAAUUCUUUCUCGUGUGAUUUCGAAUCGACCUCAGCUCAAUGUCAAUGGGGUAAUACAAAUUCAUACGACACGAUGGACUGGAAGGUUUACAAUGGACAAACGCCGAGUUCCUUGACAGGACCGUUGUAUGGCUCGACGUAUAUUUAUCUUGAGGGAAGUUCACCUGCGGUUCAAGGUGAUAAAGCCUGGUUGUUAAGUCCUCAGCUACCUGACGUUACAUCUGGUAGCAGAAAAUGCUUGACAUUCGAUUAUAACAUGAACGGAGACGGAAUUGGCGAGCUUAACGUUCAAUUUUAUGACGCUGUUGCAAGCACUAUCAACAAGCAUUGGACGCUGAAAGGUCAUCAAGGCAGUGAUUGGUAUAAAGCUCAAGUGGAAGUCCCGAUUAGCCAAAAACCCAUUAUCAUACUUGAAGCCAUACGUGGUCAUACAUACACAAGUGACGUCGCAAUUGACAACAUUAAAUUGUUAAAUGGUGCGUGUGUCAUUAAGCCAACCAGUGCGGCUGUCCAGAAGGAGGAACUACCGACAGUCACUCAACCAGAACAGCCUGCAACAGAUGAAAUCAAAAUUGAAGUCGUAUCCGAAGGCUGUGCCGAUCCCGCAGUUAGAAAACGCACAGCUGCUUAUAAUGCAAGGAACAAACCUACCAGAAGAAGAAGAAGUUGGAAAGAAUUCUUUCUAAAUAAAACCAGAAUAGUGUUGGAGAAAGGAAAGAAGAUUUUGGACAAAGUAAAGAAAGAGAUCGAAGAAGACGAAACUGGUGUUUACAAAAAAAUUAUCGAUCAUGCUAAAAAGCGCGCCUUCUUUUAUUUGAGCAAGAAAAUAAAAGAAUUCCAACCGAAAAAGAAGAAAUUGAACAAGGCCGGAAAUUCUCAGGAUCCCACCUCGCAACUAACGAAUAAUUGUAAACUGACAAAAUCAUCCAUAAUUGUAAAUGGAGUUGAGUAUUCACCUAAGAAAGAUGGUCAUAAUGUUGUUGCUAUUGAUGGCAAAACUGGAAAGGUCAUUGGAUCAAAAUCAUACGACACAAUGAAUAACGCUUUUGCAGCCACUACUGUAGGCAGGGAUAUCAAAAACCUAAAAGACGACACUGUUAUUGUCAUUGCGACGCAGAAUUCUGUGUUGGCUCAAUACAUCGGUGAAACAGAACUUCAAAAGAUUGGCGCUGUUCCGCCAUACAUACCUGGGACACAAGGUUCAUGGGCAUUUAUUGGUUACAAAGGAAAAAGAAAAGUCAAUUGGAUCAAGCAAAAUUCGAAAUCAAAAGGAAACGGACCGUCACGUGUUAAAGCUUCCAUUCCUCUUUUAACUGGAAAUCCUUCCACUGGCGAUGGGGGAACGACAACAAGUAGUAAACGUGUGAAAACUUACACUAUAAUGAAAAAUGAAGUUUCAUUUAAUGGAAAGGAAUACAUGACCCUACCAUUGCAGUGGUCCAAUGAGCUCAAUUUUGGAAUAGUUGACUACACAGUUUCAGUGUGGUUCCAAACAGCUCGAAGUGGAACUUUAUUUUCAAAGAUUGCACCGUCUUUAACAACAUUCGACGACAGCAUUAAAACAGUUUACAUUGAAGGUGGUUUUGUUAACGUAAAAUUAUCACGUGGUACUGUUUAUAAAAUCCUCACACCAGUCACUGGCGGAUCGUGGCAUCAUUUAACAAUCGUUGUAAAACAAAGCACACCAUCGGAUAUCCUAAAAGUUUACAUGGAUGGUAAGCUCAGAUUAUCAAAAUUAUUUACUGCUGUACCAGACCCGAACAACGCGCUGAUUUACAUCGGGAAAACGGUUAACAAAUAUCCGGGAGUGACCUUUUUUACUGGUCGGAUGAAGCAGUUGGUAUAUACAAAUCAGGUGUUGGACGAAACUGAAAUUGCUAAACUGUCUCAAAAAGCGGAUUGAUCGACCAAUCAAUUAAAAAUGGCGUAUAACGUUUAUUUUUCUGUUUGUGUGAUUAUUAUUCAUUUUACUUCGCUUUUUUAUACCGUUUAAAAUUGAUCAGAUAUUAGUGUGAAGAUUUUUUUGAAAAAGAUUAUUGUAGACAAGAUUUUGCUGUUGUUAGUAAUAAAAUCCCAGAAAACGUA